Pteronotus mesoamericanus is the source of this 2719-nucleotide messenger RNA. RefSeq names its product leucine rich repeat and Ig domain containing 4 (gene LINGO4). Lineage: Eukaryota; Metazoa; Chordata; Mammalia; Chiroptera; Mormoopidae. The transcript has 2 exons. The record is from RefSeq and is a predicted model, not a curated record. Gene Ontology annotation, molecular function: protein binding. Bases 242 to 2026 code for a protein of 594 amino acids. Gene Ontology annotation, cellular component: extracellular matrix.
CAGCAACAGAAGCAGCGGGCGGGCAGGGCAGGCGGGCAGGGGGCAGUGGAGUGAGCUCCUGGGGCGGUGUGGGCCAAGGUGCAGCUCGAACGGGACGGCCCCCAGCCCUGGACAGAUGCAGCGCCCAACUUGAUGCAGCCCUCCAGCCUCGCCGAGGCCCAGGGGAGUCCAUGGUCACCAUCAUCUGAAGCCACUUGCCAAAAAGGUCCAUGUCAUCAUCUGUUCCAGGACUGAAGAGGGAAUGGCUGCAGCCACAGUAGCUCCAAAGCAAGCCUGGCCCCCAUGGCCCCCUCUCCUUUUCUUGCUCCUCCUGCCCGGAGGGAGCAGUGGCGGCUGCCCUACUGUCUGUGACUGUACGUCUCAGCCCCGGGCAGUGCUCUGUGCCCACCGGAGGCUGGAGGCUGUGCCUGGGGGACUCCCGCUGGACACUGAGCUCCUGGACCUGAGUGGGAACCGCCUGUGGGCGCUUCAGCAGGGGAUGCUCUCCCGCCUGAGCCUGCUCCAGGAACUGGACCUCAGCUACAACCAGCUGUCCACCCUGGAGCCGGGGGCCUUCCAUGGCCUACAAAGCCUCGUCACCCUCAGACUGCAGGGCAAUCGGCUGCGAAUCAUGGGGCCUGGGGUCUUCUCAGGCCUGUCUUCUCUUACCUUGCUGGACCUCCGCCUUAACCAGAUUGUCCUCUUCCUUGACGGAGCAUUUGGGGAGCUGGGCAGCCUCCAGCAGCUGGAGGUUGGGGACAACCACCUGGUGUUUGUGGCUCCAGGGGCCUUUGCAGGACUGGCCAAGCUGAGCACCCUCACCCUGGAGCGUUGCAACCUCAGCACAGUGCCUGGCCUGGCCCUGGCCCGGCUCCCAGAACUAGUGGCCCUAAGGCUUCGAGAACUAGAUAUUGGGAGGCUGCCGGCGGGGGCACUCCGGGGGUUGGGGCAGCUAAAGGAGCUGGAGAUCCAUCACUGGCCAGCUCUGGAGGCCCUGGAGCCUGGGAGCCUGGCUGGACUCAAUCUUAGCAGCCUGGCCAUCACUCGCUGCAAUCUGAGCUCCGUGCCUUUCCAGGCACUGCACCAUCUGAGCUUCCUCAGGGUCCUGGAUCUAUCUCAGAACCCCAUCUCGGCCAUUCCAGCCCGAAGGCUCAGUCCCCUGGUGCGACUCCAGGAGCUUCGGCUGUCAGGUGCCUGCCUCACCUCCAUUGCUGCCCAUGCCUUCCAUGGCUUGACUGCCUUCCACCUCCUAGAUGUGGCGGACAACGCCCUUCAGACACUCGAGGAAACGGCCUUCCCUUCUCCAGAUAAAUUGGUCACCCUGAGGCUGUCUGGAAACCCCCUGACCUGUGACUGCCGCCUCCUGUGGCUGCUGCGGCUCCGCCGCCACCUGGACUUCGGCACGUCCCCCCCUGCCUGUGCUGGCCCUCAGCAUGUCCGAGGCAAGAGCCUGAGGGACUUCUCAGACAUCCUACCUCCAGGGCACUUCACUUGCCAACCAGCCCUAAUCCAAAAGUCUGGGCCACGAUGGGUCAUCGCAGAGGAGGGGGGACGUGCUGUUUUCUCCUGCUCUGGGGAUGGAGACCCAGCCCCCACUGUCUCUUGGAUGAGGCCUCCGGGAGCGUGGCUGGGAAGAGCUGGGAGAGUAAGGGUGCUAGAGGAUGGGACGUUGGAGAUCCGUUCAGUGCAGCUACGGGAUAGGGGGGCCUAUGUCUGUGUGGUCAGCAAUGUUGCUGGGAAUGACUCCCUGAGGACCUGGCUGGAAGUAAUCCAAGUUGAGGCCCCAAAUGGCACUCUCUUUGACCACAACAUCACCAUGCCAGGGGUCCCAGGGCCUUUCUUCCUGGACAGCAGAGGUGUAGCUAUGGUGCUGGCGGUUGGCUUCCUCCCCUUCCUCACCUCUGUGACCCUCUGCUUUGGGCUCAUUGCCCUCUGGAGCAAGGGCAAAGGACGGGUCAAGCAUCACGUGACCUUUGACUUUGUGGCACCCCGGCCCUCUGGGGAUAAGAACUCUGGGGGUAACCGGGUCACAGCCAAGCUCUUCUGACCUUGACUUUCAUACUGGGGACCCAGCCAAGCCAGCUUCAGAUACCAAAAAAGAAGGGAACCAAGGUCACUUGGUUGGGAACCCCAUCCCAAGCAGCAUAGGCCUCCCACACCUCCUACCUGCACUGUGCUCACAGCUAUGACACCUCCUGAUAGGGUCUGCCUCAUGCAUUUGCAGUUUGAGGAUAACAUGGUUACCUCUUCCCUGAGGGUCCCAGGGAGCUGGAGAUAGAGACCUUAUAGUCAGCCCAGCCUUCACCCCACCAUACACAAAGCAGAAAAUAUAACCAAGGCUCCAGCCUGCUAGUCUAACCACCAGGCUUCCUUUACACACACUUAUACGCUUUAAUAACGAAUACCAACUGCCAACCACAGCUAUAAGAUUAUUUCAGAGGGAAGUGCCACUUGCUUCUUGGAAUCUUUGCUCUUCAGUCAGGUAGUGUCCCUCUCUUCCUGCUCUGUCCCCUUCUCUAGGCACAAGGAACUAGGGUCGAGGACCUCAGGCUCAGGAGAAGAGGGUAUGAAUGUGGAAUGGGGGCAGACAGACUACACACUGGCACUGUGUCCGCAUGAGCCUCUACCACCUGCCUCUGUUGUAUCAUUAAACCUGCUGCCCAAAGGCCAUGACCGUAGCAGCCCAAACUACAUGGAUUUCUGGAGUUUUUCUUUACUUCAGACUUUUCAUGCCCCUUAU